CUAUUUCCCGUCUCAAGUUCUCGUCUUCUACUCAAUCAAGGGCGAAGUCGCUCGGGAGGCUAUGCCGACCUGGCCGCAUUGAUGGCGGCCGCUCCAGAUGCGCUUGACUUCCUUGCCACUGCCAAACUUUCCACAGCUUGGAUCCAUCCACCUGGAAACAGCGGUUCCAGACAAAGGCGGGGCACUGCUAGGCAAGUCAUUCUUGCUGGUUUUUUCUUGUGGCUUUCGUGGUCAUCGGCAGCGGCCGCAUCGUGGCUAUCGCCUACGCCCACUGCUCGGCUUCAGUCCCUUGGUGAACACGCAGUGGGUUGGACUCAUCCAGACCCUCAUGGCCAAAACUGUAAACCAGGGCUCAGCCGCGGGCGGCUGCUUGGAGCAGGUCUACCAUUGCCAUCGCCGUGCCCAGCAUUUCAUGCUUGUUGGGAAUGCAUAGACCAAGAGGCUUGCAUGAAAUUCUGACUUCCUCUGCAUGGGGUGAGGUGGUCUGACAAAACCCCCGAGUAAUUACUCCCUCCUCCAGAUCUGUUAUCUCUCGUGGAUCGCCACCUCUGCACUAGAAAGUCCCGUCCAGCAUGCUAGAGGCACUGCGCCGCCGACCGGACGCAAAACUCUAUUCACUGUCUCACCCUGACCAAACCUCUCAGUCGCCCCUCGGUUCCUUUUCCUUUUUCUACGGCACCGGAAGUACAAGUCCCUCAAAAGGCCAUCCAGGA
This is a messenger RNA of Parathielavia appendiculata, 713 nucleotides long. RefSeq lists its product as uncharacterized. The coding region runs from base 82 to 459 and encodes 125 amino acids. Lineage: Eukaryota; Fungi; Ascomycota; Sordariomycetes; Sordariales; Chaetomiaceae. The transcript has a single exon. The record is from RefSeq and is a predicted model, not a curated record.